This is a messenger RNA of Colletotrichum acutatum, 2899 nucleotides long. RefSeq lists its product as uncharacterized. The transcript has a single exon. NCBI's taxonomy places the organism in Eukaryota, Fungi, Ascomycota, Sordariomycetes, Glomerellales, Glomerellaceae. Gene Ontology annotation, molecular function: protein binding. The record is from RefSeq and is a predicted model, not a curated record. Gene Ontology annotation, cellular component: cytoplasm; nucleus. Bases 481 to 2676 code for a protein of 731 amino acids.
CAUCAACAAAUUGGAUACCAGGCACAACAUAGCACUCGUCCCGGAACACGGCCCCGCUCUCGUCCGGAUCGGCAUCGGCUGUGACGGAGGGAAAUGUAUGGUGCCCCAGUCCUUGGGACACACCUGUCCGGAUGCUACUCCAUCAUUGCCCGUGGUUCACCCUGUCGAUCGUCGAACUCCAACGCGGUCACCAAUACACACCAGAAACUUACAUUCGGGAAUAUGAGAAAGAAAUGUCGAUAAGUACCUGUUUUUCCCCUCCAAUUGGCAACCAAUCUCUGAUUAUUACAGAAUGCCUGCAUUGUGACUAUACGAGUCGAAAGCGGUUCUCGUGGCUCAUGACCGCACUGUGGCGGUGUGGCUUUGCCCCCCCCCCCAACUUGCGAUAUCGUGCAGGGGUGGGUCCCAAUACAGGCUCAUCGCAGCUCUCUCCAUCGACUUCGACGCUGGAUUCGAAUUCGCAUCGCGUUGAGAGGAUUUAUGAUGUCGACUGACGAGCUACCAGCGGAACUAUGGCUGCUCGUCAACAGCUACCUCUCUCAGUCCGAUAGGGCACGCCUGGUACGGGUCAACCACAGAUUCCACGACAUCCUCAAUCGCAAUUUGUAUCUCCAAAGUAUACGGGACGACGCGUCGGACUGCGUCACUUACGCCUCGAAGACUGGUAAUCUCGACACUCUCAAACGCGCCCAUCUCUUCGGCGCGGAUAUUGCCAAGGCAUAUCCCGUGGCACCACUACCAUGGGGUCCCAAGGGCGACGAAAAUCUGGACAGGAUGACGACCUGGGGCACCCCGCUGUACCAGGCUACCGCAGGAGGCCGCUAUGAGAUGGUCAAGUGGCUUCUAGAUCAGAACGUCGAUGUCGAUGGCCCCGGGAGAAGCCUAUGCUGUUGCAUGCCAGUCGGGAAGAUGGCAAGGGGCCGGUCCUUCCCCUCCAUCUGUCGCCCUGCCCGCACAUCUUUACAUGUGGCCUUGUGCCAGCGACACAGCUCCGUCGCUCGCCUUCUGCUUUCCGCCGGAGCAUCUCUGACAACUCAGUUGCAGGGUGAGUACGCCAUGAGAAAGUCCCCUUUCUGGGAUCCGGAAGCGGGCGCGGAAACGUGCCCAUUCGUCCCACUGCCCGCCAGAGAGGCGAGGCUCUGGGCAAUAGAUGCCCUGGAAAGUUCCAGGCCGCAUAACGCCCUGCACGAUGCGGCUCGUGCUGGGAACUUGGAGGUGAUGAGCGAUCUCGUCAAGAACUGGGGCCUCUCGGUAGACAGUCCUGACAACAGAGGCGCCACGCCGAUUCAAUACGCCUGCGAGUAUCGUCCCUCCGAGCGCAAUGUACACACGGAGAGAGAAGUUGUGUCGCAUUUGCUCAGCCUCGGGGCCGAUGUGGAGGUAUGCUUCCAUCAUGGAAACUCAUUAUUGACGCUGGCACUCGAUUUGGCCAUCGCCCAGGGUCAUAUCGAGGCCGCCAAGCAGCGUAUGACGGUGGAAGACAGCCUUUGGACCGCUUCUGCAGAUAACGGCCCCAAAAUAUCACUGCUAAAGCUGUUGUUGCCAGUGUUAACUGAUACAACCGAGUCCGACUGUAAUUCGGUUCUUGACUCGUUCGCUCAAGUCAUCGCGGACUUCAUCCGGGAGACCCAACGGACGCAUCGGCCGGAAUAUGCCCCGCUUGUAGGAGAACUUCAGUCGACGUUUUUCCUCAUCUGCGAGGUCUCCUGUGGCGUCGACCGCGACUGUACGGAUAUUCUUCGCCCUUUGAUAGACGUAUUGGAUUUCGGAGAUAAAGUGACUUUCGAGCAGGAUUGCCCCUUCUUGAAGUUCAUCAGAUGGGGCUUUGCGGAGCGGAACGGCUUAUGGCGCGCAACUUGUCCCCUUACUAUGCCUCCCGACAAAGAGCAGGACCGUUUAUCGGGCUCUUCUCUCGGCAUGCUCGCUCUCUGUGGCACGAUUGAUGCGAUGGACUGGGACUAUCAGGGGCGGGCCCUGACGACCUUAAAGUGGCUGAUGACCCAGGGCGCGAACCCGAUCGGCAUGCGUGACACCGACCCGGACCCGUCUCUCACCCCCUUCGUCUACCUGAUGAAGAAGAUCAUGGUGGGCCAUCUGCGAGAACUGGAGCCGCUGCCCUCUGCGUUGGGCUCAAUCGGCCCCUUUGCCCGUCUUCUUGUGCAAAAGGGAGCGUGGUUCCCGUUCGGGGAGGGUGGUCUCGGAGGGGUUGCUCGAGUGUACGAGGCGUGGGAGAUGUGUGUCCGUGAUUUACAUGAGAGGCCGGAAACCGCGCCAGAAUGGGCUUUCGCCAUUCGCGAUGCAUUUGAUUACUGGUCUGACAGGCUCAAGGUUGAGGAGGUCCUGAGGCAGCACGGGCUUAUCGAUGAAGGUACUUAUGUCGAAGAGGAGGAUGGCGACUAUGAGGAGAGUAAAGUGUGGGAUGAGGAAACCGAAGAGGAGACCGAAGAGGAGGCCCUUCAAAGUGGCAUGGAGGAGGGUGAAGUGAAGGAUACAGAGGAGCACAAGGUUGAGCAUGGAUUUGAGUCUACGCUUGAGCUUGAGACCGAAGUCGAGGAACUGGAGGAUGGCGAGCUUGAUGCAUUGUCGGAUUCGGAGGUAGAAUAUGGAGAUCAUAUGACCAGGAUGAGUGGGACGUUGAGGGAAGGGUGUGGGGGAGGUUGGAGAAGAGGUUAUUGAGAUUGAGGUGAUAAUGAAAAUGGGCCUCGAGGCUCUCGGAGCUCUACGGGCGUGGAUUUGAGCUUGACGGAGGCUGUGGCCACGAGCACCCCAUCUCAACGGCUUGAGUAGAGGCAGAAGUGAGAUGUACGAACAAGUUGAAGACGACACCCAGAUAUACAGGGCUCUGGAAGUUGAGUUCCUCGGGAAUGUGAUGAGAUAUAUUUCAUAGUAAAAGAAAGCA